AUGGACGCUCACGAUCUCUUUCGGCGCCUGGGGUCGGGCGCCAGGUUCGACGUGAGACGCUUCUCGGCGGACGCGUCGCGAUUCCAGGUUGGGAAAAGGAAAUACAACUUUGAUUCAUCAGAGGUGCUUCAGAGACUGGACUUCUUUGGAAACAAGAAAUCAGUUCCAGGAGAGUCUGGCACAUCAGCAAUACUUAAAUCCCAAGAUGAAGAGGAAAAAGAACAACUUACUGAAAGGAAGAGGGAACAAAACAAAAAAAGGAGGAAAAAGAUGUCUUCAGAAAUUAUUCCUGAAGAAGAAGAGUCUACUAUUCAAUGGAUAUCAUCUGUGGAAGCAAAGAUAGAAGAUAAAAAAAUUAAAAAAGAAACUAAACUAACUUCAGGAAAGUUGGAAAAUCUCAGAAUAGAAAAGAUAAACUUCUUCCGAAAUAAACACAAAAUUCAUGUUCAAGGAACUGAUCUUCCUGACCCAAUUGCUACGUUUCAGCAACUUGACCAGGAAUAUAAAAUCAGUUCUCAACUGCUUCAGAAUAUUCUAGGUGCAGGCUUUCAGACACCUACACCAAUCCAGAUGCAGGCUAUUCCAGUUAUGCUCCAUGGUCGAGAACUUCUGGCUUCUGCUCCUACUGGAUCUGGAAAGACUUUGGCUUUUAGCAUUCCUAUUUUAAUGCAGCUAAAACAACCAGAAAAUAAAGGCUUCAGAGCUCUGAUUAUCUCACCAACACGAGAACUUGCUACUCAGAUUCACCGAGAGCUGGUGAAAAUCUCUGAGGGAACAGGAUUUAGGAUACACAUGAUACACAAAGCAGCAGUGGCAGCCAAGAAAUUUGGACCUAAAUCUUCUAAGAAAUUUGAUAUUCUUGUGACAACUCCAAAUCGACUUAUCUACUUAUUGAAGCAAGAUCCACCAGGAAUAGAUUUGACAAGUGUUGAAUGGCUGGUGGUAGAUGAAUCUGACAAGCUGUUUGAAGAUGGCAAAACUGGGUUUAGAGAACAGCUGGCAUCUAUUUUCCUAGCCUGCACCUCCCACAAGGUCAGAAGAGCUAUGUUCAGUGCAACCUUUGCAUAUGAUGUUGAGCAGUGGUGCAAACUUAAUCUGGACAAUGUCGUUUCUGUAUCCAUUGGAGCAAGGAAUUCUGCAGUAGAGACUGUAGAACAAGAACUUCUCUUUGUUGGGUCUGAAACUGGAAAACUUCUGGCAAUGAGGGAGCUUGUUAAAAAGGGUUUCAAUCCACCUGUUCUUGUUUUUGUUCAGUCCAUUGAAAGGGCAAAAGAACUUUUUCAUGAACUCAUAUAUGAAGGUAUUAACGUGGAUGUUAUUCAUGCAGACAGAACUCAACAACAGAGAGAUAACACGGUCCAGAGCUUCAGAGCUGGAAAGAUCUGGGUUCUUAUUUGUACAGCCUUGCUUGCCAGAGGGAUUGAUUUUAAAGGUGUGAACUUGGUGAUCAACUAUGAUUUUCCUACCAGUUCCGUUGAAUAUAUCCACAGGAUAGGUCGAACUGGAAGAGCUGGGCAUAAGGGAAAAGCUGUUACAUUUUUCACUGAAGAUGAUAAGCCAUUAUUAAGAAGUGUUGCCAAUGUAAUACAGCAGGCUGGAUGUCCUGUACCAGAAUACAUCAAGGGUUUCCAAAAACUGCUAAGCAAACAAAAGAAAAAAAUGAUUAAGAAGCCAUUGGAAAGGGCAAGUAUUAGUACAACACCAAAAUACUUCUUAGAAAAAGCUAAAGAAAAACAGAAAAAACCCACUGGUCAAAAAAACAGCAAGAAGAAAGUAGCAGUUAAAGACAAAAGUUUAAAAAAAAAAACUUUAAAAGACAGUAAGAACAGUUUGUGACUCAUGCACAAAUGUUGCUUUAAUGGAAUUCUUCAAGUCUUAUCAAACAUUUGGAAUCAUCUACAUGAACAUGGGACUGAUGAAAAUAGAUCCUAAACUAUCAGUGCUUCUUGUAAAUUUGUAGGUGACUUUCAAGUGAUUGUAUAAAUGAAGGAAAUAACAUUCAUUGAUAUUUCUGUGGCUUGAAUCCAGAGAGAUACUUCUUAUAGAAGAACAAAAGCUGUUGAAAAAGAAAAUAACAGCAUUCAGUUGUGGACUCUUAAGUGUUUUCCUUUAAAGGAUGAAGAAAGUGUGAUACUGUGCUAUGGAGAGGCACUUGGAACCAAAUAUCCAAGAAAGGCCUUAAGAUUGGGUAUCCCUAUAUUCCCAUCCUACCCCACCUCACCUUUUUUUUUUUUUAAAGAUGGACAAGAAGUUGCAUAUUUAACGAGUAAAAACUUCUGCUCUGUU
Messenger RNA from Suncus etruscus (white-toothed pygmy shrew), 2286 nucleotides. RefSeq names its product DExD-box helicase 52 (gene DDX52). NCBI's taxonomy places the organism in Eukaryota, Metazoa, Chordata, Mammalia, Eulipotyphla, Soricidae. Bases 1 to 1836 code for a protein of 611 amino acids. The transcript is spliced from 15 exons. Gene Ontology annotation, molecular function: nucleic acid binding; RNA helicase activity; ATP binding. Gene Ontology annotation, biological process: maturation of SSU-rRNA. The record is from RefSeq and is a predicted model, not a curated record.